Pleuronectes platessa (European plaice) is the source of this 1324-nucleotide messenger RNA. Its product is annotated as transmembrane protein 158. NCBI's taxonomy places the organism in Eukaryota, Metazoa, Chordata, Actinopteri, Pleuronectiformes, Pleuronectidae. The transcript has a single exon. The record is from RefSeq and is a predicted model, not a curated record. Bases 1 to 720 code for a protein of 239 amino acids.
AUGCUGAACAACUCCCCGACCCUGCUGCUGGCUCUGACCGCGGUGGCCGGACUCCUCCAGCGAUGCCAGGGCUGGAGCGACGAGGACCUGCUCCUGCCGCCCAUCAACUCCUCCAACAGGUUCAUGGCCAACCUGGAGGUGGACGUGCGCUUCUCCAAGAGGAGCGUGGAGGAGAGCGACGCCUCGCCCGACGCCGCCGCCGCCGCCGCCUCGUCCCCGCUGCAGAGCCUGUCCCAGUGCAACGUGAGCGUCCAGCGGCUGCUGCCCACCUCGCUGGUGGCCCGCUGGGACAGCAGCUUCGGCUUCCAGUGUGACGUGCUCCUCUACACCACCAACAACCACGGCAGGGCGUUCUUCUCCGCAUCUUUCAACAGGGCCAUCUCGCCCGUCGUCGUCGAGCACCUCGGGGUCAACGGGGGUCAGCAGGAGCUGCGGCUGUGCGUGGGCUGCGGGAUGUCCCGGUACCGGCGGUUCGGUCAGGGCCGGACGCGGGGCCAGCAGAGCGGGGACCAGGUCGCCUUCUGCUGCGUGGAUUUCAGCCUCGACGAGCUGAACGGGGACAAAAGUUGGAGGCUGAACCGAAAACCCAUCGAGUCGACACUUGUGGCUUGUUUCAUGACUCUAGUGAUCAUCGUGUGGAGUGUUGCUGCUCUCAUAUGGCCGGUGCCCAUCAUUGCAGGAUUUCUGCCCAAUGGCAUGGAGCAGAGGAGACCCAGAUAACUGAAAGGACCUUUAUAUUGAUUAUAGCCUGUGCUGCCUAUACUAUAAUUGUAGCCAUUCAGCUCUUCACACUCUUGGAGGGUUCUGGGAACUUUUUUGAUGAGAUGCUUUCUUGUGGGUAUUCUUUACUAAACCUCCUCCUCUUUAGGACAACCAAGGUAAUGUAUGAAGAAUUACACUAGCCAAUAAUAGUAAUCUAUACUGGGACCAAUACCAACGUGUUUUGUAUACCCUUGUAGGCCUUCCUAUAGAUUAUGUCAGCCGUGCAAACUUUUUCUCCUUCAACUGUGUUUGUAUAGUUUUUAAUCUUUUUAGAAAAGUUUUUGCCUUAUGCCAUGUGAAGGACUUUUGCACUGAAAACCAAACUCUAACAUGUGCCGUCACAUACAGUACUAUAUAUAAUAUAUAUUCAACCUAUAGUCAUGUUCAGAGUAAGUGUGAUAGUUUUCAUUUCCAAUACAUUAUGAAACAUCGAUGUUGUUUCUGACUGACAUAGACAGAGGUUCAGGAUUUAUAUUGUUAGAUUUCUAAUGUCAAGUUCAGUUGUGCUUAUUUGUAGGCUAUUCAUGUUUAAAUGAAAAAUAAAAUUGAUUAUAGGCUAUAA